Molecule: messenger RNA, 1157 nt
Organism: Bombus pyrosoma
Lineage: Eukaryota; Metazoa; Arthropoda; Insecta; Hymenoptera; Apidae
Product: odorant receptor 13a-like
Exons: 6
Coding region: 54-1157 (367 amino acids)
Biological process (GO): detection of chemical stimulus involved in sensory perception of smell; sensory perception of smell
Cellular component (GO): plasma membrane
Molecular function (GO): olfactory receptor activity; odorant binding
Source: RefSeq, a predicted model, not a curated record
GAGAUAUAGAUUUAAACAAUGUAUACGCUUGGAAUUACAACCUGCUGAAGUUUAUGGGUAUCUGGCCGGAAGAGAGGAAAUGGAACCGAUCAUCGAGUUACCUAGUUCUUUUACCAUUUAUUACGAUGGUAUGCUUCGCAUGUGGACCACAAACUAUUAACCUUUCAAUAAUCGCGGGUGAUUCUGAUCUGGUGAUCGAGAAUCUAUCGAAUAACAUUACCUUCAUGGUUUCGAUUAUGAAGACUCUAACUGUUUGGAUAAACGGCAUACCGUUAAAGUCUCUGCUAGGAUAUAUGGCCAAUGACUGGGACGCAGUGACGAAUAAUAUCGAACGAGAAACAAUGGUGAACACCGCGAGGAUCACUAGAAAGAUUACAAUAGGAAGCACAUUGAUGGUCAACAUCGUAAUUAUCGCUUUUGUGCCUGCACGAUUGUCUAGCAUGAAAAAUAACGACAUCACGCUAUUCCUUCGUGGCUAUUACCCGUACAACACCAGCAUCAGUCCAAAUUUCGAAUUGACGAUGAUCGCUCAAUACGUGGCUGCCAUUUAUGCAGCGAAUACGUACACAACUGUAGAUGCCCUCGUCGUCCUACUGAUUUUCCACGUCUGCGGACAACUUUCCAUUUUGAGGCAAGAUUUAGGGAAGAUUCAUUCCUACGAUAAGAAAAAUAUAGAAAUAAAGAUGCAGAAGAUUGUCGAAAAGCAUGAAUAUAUAAGUAGGUUCGCGGAGAGGAUUGAGAAUUCCUUUAACAUGAUGCUUCUGUUUCAAAUGCUGAGUUGCACCAUUCAGAUAUGUUCUCAGUUUUACCAAGUUAUUAUGUCGUUAGGAGAGAAUACAAUGGAACAUAUGAUUUUGCAAAUUUCGUUCCUGUUGAUAUACGUAGCUUACGUGAUGUUGCAACUGUUCCUAUAUUGUUACAUGGGAGAAAAGCUAGCAGCCGAGAGUACAGAAAUAGCUAACACAGCCUAUAAUACCAAAUGGUACAAUUUACCUCCCAAGAAUGCAAGAUGGCUUGUAAUUAUUAUGUGUCGUGCCAGGUCUUCACCCUUACAAAUUACAGCAGGCAGAUUUUGUUCUUUUACUUUCGAGCUCUAUUGUCAAGUCUUAAAAACUUCGAUGGGGUAUGUUUCUGUUCUACACGCAAUGAAAAAUUAA